This is a messenger RNA of Acanthochromis polyacanthus (spiny chromis), 4806 nucleotides long. RefSeq names its product BAR_ACAPs and ArfGap_ACAP domain-containing protein. Gene Ontology annotation, cellular component: cytoplasm. Gene Ontology annotation, molecular function: protein binding; GTPase activator activity. Lineage: Eukaryota; Metazoa; Chordata; Actinopteri; Pomacentridae. The record is from RefSeq and is a predicted model, not a curated record.
GUUCCUCCGCCGGCCUCCUCAGCUGUCGGUUAGCAACAAGCCCAUCAACAGCAGGAUGCGGGUAGACAGCUGUUAGUCUGAAACUGCACAAACUCCGGUUCUUGACGGAUUUAACCGAACUGAGCCGACAUGCGGGACAGGCGGGAGCGCGUGCACGGCGUCCGAUCGAUCCGGCGUCCGUGAAAGUAUCGAUUAGGUGCGUGAAAGAGUGCCAAAGUGCGUGUUUUUUUUGCACCCAGUCCCUCGGAGUUGAUGUGGCAGAGAUGAACCUGCCGCUAACAGGCUAACCGGAGGCUAACGGGCUAACUACGGAGCUAACAGGCUAACCGUCAGAAUGAAGCUGUUUUAAUAAACUCUAUCAGCAGCCGGACACAGAGACAAUAACAGAGGCGCCGCUGUCACCGUCAUGGACUCGCUGCUGGACUUCGAGGACUGUGUCCUAGACUCACCUGAGUUCAGGCUGAAUCUGGAUCAGUUUGAGGCCGAUGUUUCUCUGCUGGAGACACAACUGGAGAAGGUGAUGAAGCUGUGUGGGAAGAUGGUGGAGGCGGGGCAAACGUAUAACGCAGCCAAUCAGCUGUUCCUGAGCGGCCUGGCUGAGCUCUCCACCUACCACAAGACGGACGGCGUCGUCACGACCUGCCUGAACCAGUUCCACCAGGGCCUGCAGGAGAUGCUCAGCUUCCACACUAUGUUGUUCGAUCAGACUCAGAGAGCCAUCGGCCAGCAGCUGACUAACCUCUGCACACAGUUUCUUCCUCAGCUGAUGGAGACCAGGAGGGAGUUUGUCCAGAUCGGGGAGGAUCUGGAGACGGCGGCGGCGAAGAACGCUCAGGUUUCCCGACACAAAGCCGCCGAUGCCGAGCGAGCGAGUCACCUGCUGCUUGCUACCCGGAAAUGCUACCAACACUUCGCCCUGGACUACUGCCUGCAGCUGAACACCUUCAAGACUCAGCAGAGGAUCGACGUCUUAAACUCGGUGUUCUCCUUUGUACACGCUCAGUUCACCUUCUUCCACCAAGGCUUCGACCUGCUCAGAGAUCUGGAGCCCACAAUGAAGACAAUGGCAGCUCAGUUGUCUGAGCUGUCCGCAGACUGUGCAGCUAAAAAGAAGGAGCUGGAGAACAAACACCUGCUGGUGCAACAGAGAGAUGCUUCAGGUGAGCCGAUGGUCAGUCCGUGUCCUGGGAGCGAUGACAUCAUCCAGGGUUACCUGUUCAAACGCUCCAGGAGGAAAUCCAAGACCUGGAAGAGGUGCUGGUUCACCAUCAGAGACAACCAGCUCAUCUACAGGAAGUCGCACAAGGAGGACUUGCUGGUUCUGUUUGAGGAUCUCCGACUUUGUGCCGUUAAGUCUCUGGAGCACAUCGACCGACGGUUCUGCUUCGAGCUGCUCUCGGUCCAGAAGUGUUGCACUCUGCAGGCCGACUCGGAGCAGCUGAAGCAGGCCUGGCUCAGCGCCCUGCAGGGAAGCAUCGACCUGGCUUACCGGGAGAGAGCCGACGUCCAGGUCACACAGCCUAAAGAGCUUCCUCCUCUCCUGUCUGGAGCUGAAGCCUCUCCAGGACCUCCAGCUCGGAGGCCGGCGGCCCUCGGUGUGGCCCUCGGGGGCCCCGGGAACCAUCGAUGCUGCGACUGUGGGGAGGAGGAGCCUCGCUGGGCCUCCGUCAACCUGGGAGUCACCGUGUGCAUCGAAUGCUCUGGAAUCCACCGGAGUCUCGGCGUUCACCUGUCCAAGGUGAGAUCUCUGACUCUGGACUCCUGGGAGGCCGAACAGCUGAAGCUGCUGUGUGUUUUGGGAAACGACGUGAUGAACCGGAUCUACGAGGCUCGAUGUUCAGAGGAGGGACGAGUCAAACCCAAAGCCGACAGUCCUCGAGCUGAGAAAGAGAUGUGGAUCAAAGAGAAAUACGUGGAGAAGAAGUUUGUUCAGCUCAGCAGCUCAGGAGACGCUCGGCGUCGUAAGGACGAGGCCGGGCUCCGGCUGUACCGGGCGUCUACGGCGGGGGACCUGGUUGCCAUGGCAACGGCGUUAUCGGAGGGGGCGGAGGUCAACGGGAGCAUCGGCGAGGAGGGAGGACGGACGGCGUUGAUCGGAGCCGCUGUCGGGGGGUCGCUGUUGGCCUGUGAGUUCCUGCUGCAGAACGGAGCCAACGUGAACCACAGAGACCAGAGAGCAGGGGCGCUGCACGCCGCCGCCACCGCUGGCCACACCGGGCAGGUGUGUCUGCUGCUGAAGAGGGGAGCAUGUACGCAGGUGGAUGAGACGGGACAGGACCCGCUGGCCAGCGCCGUGGAAACGGCCCACGCCGACAUCGUCACUCUACUGCGGAUGGCGCGAAUGAACGAGGAGAAGGAUUCAGAGGGAGUCUUUGGAGCCGUGGGAGACGACGAGACGUUUCAGGACAUCUUCCGGGACUUCAGCGACAUGGCGUCCCACGAUCCGGACAGACUGACCCGACGACAGUUCAGCCGAGGAGGAGACGAGGAGGACGAGGAGGACGAGGAGGAGAAAGAGGAGGAGAAAGAGGAGGAGGAGUGAUGACGAACAGCCAGAACAGUGUUGAAGGAGGAGAGUGAUGCUGGUUGCCGCGGUAACAGACAGAUUUAACAUGUAGCCGACUGACAGUUAGCUAUUCUAUCAGGAGAUGUUAGAGGACGUAUUUUUAUGGAUUAAAUGUCACGUUGCUUUGGAUUAAACUGGAUCUGAGGGAAACGAAGGUCGACAUGUUGGAAGGAGUUAGGUCAAAGAUUCAGAUAGAUUCAGUGAAACAUUCCUGAAAAAUGGAGAAAAAACCCAAAUAGCAAUGAGUACAUUCAUGUACGUUAAUCUGCGUCACAGAUGUCGUCUUAAAACUCCACCGAAGUUACAGAAAUGUUUUUAUAGCCUUCAGAAUUAUCACUAAAACGACUCAAAACGAUCAGCCAGAAACUGUAAAAACAUGAAAGAAUUGAUCAGUUUUCUUAUUGUGUCGUUCCAUCAGAGAAAUGAAGCUAAUUUAGGCUUAAAUCACGUGAAAUUAGCCGUCUGUUUACAUAGCGAGCAGAGGAUUGUGGGUAAAAACAGUAAAAAGUAGAGGAUCAUCCUGAUAUAUUUAUCUACAGUAACUGUAAAAAGUUUUCCUCUUUUAUGUUUUUAACGUUGAAUUCUGGUCAAUUUAAUUUGGAUUUUUAGACCAACAUUUACCAAAAAAGACUCUUUAAUGUCAAAGUGAAACCAGAUUCCUACAAAAUAAUGUCAAUUAAUUAAAAAUACAAAUGUAAAAUAAGUGAUUGCUUUAGUACUUUUAAUUAAAUGACUAUGUAGAAAUCUGGUUUCACUUUGACAUUAAAGAGUCUUUAAAAAAAAUCUUAAUCCAGUAUUUUAUUUUCCUGUCAGUCCAAAAUAAUGUUACGUUUUCCAAAGUGACUCAAAAUUUGUCCAAAAUGUUUCAAAACUUGUCCAAAGUGACAGAAAAUUAGCCCAAAAUAAGUAAAAUAGUGUUAAAUUAGCUGUUUGUUUCUAUUAGCAUGAGACACUGUUACAUAGCAGAGUAGAGGAUUGUGGGUAAAAAACUGAAUUUAAGUGAGCGUAGUAGAACAUCCGGCUGUAAAAAUUAUUUAGCCUCCUUUUAUUACUUUUCAACAUUGAAGUAAGGUCAAUUUAAUUUGGAUUAUUUUACAAGAAUUUACCAAAAAAAGACUCUUUCAUGUCAAAGUAUAAACGGAUUUCCACAAAAUAUCGUCAGUUAAUUGCAAAAAUCUAUAUAAAAUAAGUAACUGCACAAGUAUUUUUGAUUGACUUUAUUUUCUAUAAAUCUGGUUUCACUUUGACAUGAAAGUCUUUUUUGUAAACUAUUCUUGCAUAAUGUCUGCAGAGCUUUUAUUUUGUAAAUUCUUGUAAAGUAGAAGAAAAAGCAAAUUAAAUCUCCCAUUAUUCAGCGUUGAAAAGAAAGCAAAUGGUGGUAACUUCUGCUUUUUGGGGGCAUAAUUCAGCAUACAACAUGAAUUAUGUUACAUCUUUGGACUUUUUAAAGUUUAAUUUGACCACUAGGGGGUGCUGCAGUGAGCACAAACAGGUUUUUCAGAAUAAAGCUCAAGUUAUGAUUUUAAUACGAUUAGAAGUGACUUUUUAAUUCAUUAUUGCCCCUCCCCCUUUUUACCGUAUUUAUUUUAAAAAUGAGAAAUAAUGGUAAAAUGUGUCGCAAACAGCCGCUGCCAGAAUUAAAGAAAACAGUUUAACACAGCGAUGGAGGCACUUAUUGUGAAAAGCUCCAAGUUUACACCACUUUAAACCUUUAUUUAGUUUAAUGAAGCAGAAUAUUGUCGCUGUUUUCUCCUCCACUGUAUAAAAUAAUAACAAAACUAAGCACAUAUGGCGGUUUCUGUGGUAAAGAACAUUUAUGCUGGAUUUUUAACAGUUUCAUCAACAAAAAUAGCGCGCAACUGUCAGAUUAAACAUAAAAUAUAAAUCAGGUAAAAAAAUAACUUUAACAUUAUAACCAGCAGUAGAAUGCAUAUAUUUAAUAAUGAAUAUAUUUAAUAAUGAAUCCGUAAUUGUGGAGUUUCAGUUUAUUUCCAGUUUCUAACUUUGUGUUUCUGGUUUUUAAAGGGAUUUAACUGCUGAGUCGGUUUUAUUUUAUCUGUUUAAGUGUUUUGUUUUUAUUUUUAAUGAGACUGAAUUAAAGCAGAGCUGCUGUUACUUCCUGUUUCCUCUGACGGCUGAUAUUGAUUAUUGAUUUCAGUCUCAGAUUGUUUGUCUGCUGACGAGAGACAUUUCAUUCCACUGUUACUACUGUGACCCUAAAUAAAACCACUGAACGGUAA